AUGAGCACAAAUUCAUAUCUGUUACCUUACGAUCCAGAGAUCGAGAAAACCUGCAAGAGGUUAAGACGUGAACAGAGACUGAAAAAACAGCAAGCAAAAAUCCAAAAAGAGAAAGAACGUGAGCACUUCAACAAAAUGGCAGAAAAUGUAGUGCCGAACCCAAUUCACGUGGCUGACCAAAGAGACCGUGCAAUGCGAGAUUAUGCAGCCAYAAUAUUAGAGGACCUGAACUCUAGCGUUAURAAUYCRYUUCCAGCAGAUGCCMAAUUUGAAUUUAAGCCAAUGAUGCUUCAAAUGUUAAACAMUAUUGGCCAGUUUGRGGGGCUUGAACAUGAAGAUCCACGCUCUCACCUUAAAUCUUUUAUUAAAGUUGCUAACACUUUUAGAUUACCUGGAAUMUCUGAUGAUGCAYUAAGACUCACAUUAUUCCCUUUUUCUCUUUCAGGCCAAGCAACAGCAUGGCUGAACGCCUUCCCGUCMRACACCAUUAYCACAUGRAGCGAUAUGGUGGAUAAAUUUCUUGUUAAGUACUUCCCACCGACAAGGAAUGCAGAUGUUCGGGAAGAGAUUAUCUCAUUCAGACAAAAGGAGAAUGAGGCGGUAAACGUUGCUUGGGAACGUUUCAAAGAUCUAAUAAGGAAUUGUCCAAAUAUUGGAAUCCCAGCGUGCGUACAAAUUGAACAUUUCUUUAGAKGUUGCGAUAUACCGACUAWGAUGAUGCUUAAUGGGGCCGCAAAUGGGAAAUUUACAUCAAAAUCUUUCAACGAGAUAGUGGAGAUUCUGGACCAGCUAUCUGAACACAAUGAUCAAUGGUGCUCGGAGAAGCCAAGGACCCAAUCAAAACGAGCAGAUCCAGCAAUCGUGCUAGCCUUAGAUAAUAUGACGUCUAUGCAAAAACAAAUUGACACCAUCACUCAAAUGUUGAAGAACAUGGAAAAGAACAAUGCAGCUGCCGCAUUAGCCCCAGCAACAACUAAUCCUUCUCCUGUUUACCAAAUAGCUGAAUCUACUUGUCAAAUGAAUCAACAAAAAUUCAAUCCUUAUUCGAACAUAUACAAUCCGGGAUGGAAGCAGCAUCCUAAUUUCUCAUGGAGUGGACAAGGAAGUUCCAGUGGUACAGGACAGAAUCAACAGUACAAGCAAGCUUAUACCCCACCUCGAUUUCCAAAUUCACCAGCUUUUCCACCAACUCCACAGCAAUACAACCAACAGAAAAAUUAUGGGCAGCCGGCACAACAAAACUUGAGUAACAUGGAGAUUUUAAUGAAGGAAUUCAUAACCAAGAACGAUGCCACAAUGAAGGAAUUAAUGACUAGGACUGAUGCUACCAUAAAGGACAUGAAGGAAGUGAAGGAUUACAUGGGCAGAAAUGACGUUACGGUAAGAAAUUUAGAGAUGCAAUUGGGACAACUUGCGAAUGAGGUAAGGACAAGACCCCAAGGUUCAUUACCGAGUAGUACAGAAGAGCCAAGAAGAAUAGUUUCCCCUAGCCCUUCAAGAGAGAAAGACACACAGGUUGUCCCUGACAAAAUAGUAGAACCAGAGGUAAGUGUAUCGGUUGCCCCACAGGUAAGUAACUGUAGAUCUCCUCCUCCCUUCCCCCAACGUUUAGUAAGGAAAAAUCAGGACAAUAAUUUUCGUAAGUUCCUAGACAUCUUGAAACAAUUGCACAUUAACAUACCCUUUGUUGAAGCUCUUGAGCAAAUGCCUACUUAUGCAAAGUUCUUAAAAGACAUAAUAACUAGGAAGAAAAAGUUAGGAGAGUAUGAGACGGUAGCUUUGACAGAAUGUAGUAGUAAUGUUUUUAAGAGCAAAAURCCCCCUAAGCUUAAAGAUCCUGGCAGCUUUACAAUCYCUUGUUUAAUAGGAGGUAAARAUGUAGGGAGAGCACUAUGUGAUUUAGGGGCUAKCAUAAAYCUCAUGCCUUUGUCCAUUUUUAAGAARUUAGAAAUAGGGAAAGCUARUCCUACCACCGUCACACUCYAGUUAGCAGAUAGAUCRAUCACCAAACCAGAAGGAAAAAUAGAAGAUGUCCUAGUAAAGGUUGAUAAAUUUAUUUUUCCUGCUGACUUUAUUAUUUUAGACUGUGAAGCUGACAAGGAUGUGCCUAUCAUUCUCGGACGCCCAUUCCUAGCUACAGGAGAAACUCUAAUUGACGUUAAAAAGGGAGAACUCACGAUGCGCGUUGAUGAUCAGAAGGUGACAUUCAAUAUGCUGGAUGCAAUGAAAUAUCCGGACGAUAGGGAAGAGUGUGUAGUAAUUAGCAUUGAUAAGGGAAUUACUUGUUAUGAGUUAGAUGAUUUGUUAAAUGCAGAAAUAGAAGCAGAGUUAGAAGAAGCAGAAAAAGAAGGCAUCAUAGCGAUAACUGCUUUGAAGAAAGAAAAGAGAAAGUCAAUUCAGCCUUUAAAAAUAGAACCACCGUGA
Momordica charantia (bitter melon) is the source of this 2424-nucleotide messenger RNA. RefSeq lists its product as uncharacterized. NCBI's taxonomy places the organism in Eukaryota, Viridiplantae, Streptophyta, Magnoliopsida, Cucurbitales, Cucurbitaceae. The record is from RefSeq and is a predicted model, not a curated record.